AUGGCCGCCGCCGUCCACGUCUUGGACGACUACUAUCUCGCCAUUACUUUCCUCAUCACCGUCGCCUACCAGCUCUUUUUCUUUUCCAUAGCCUACUCUCUCAAGUUCGACAAGUUGACCGACUUCGCCGGCGGCUCCAACUUUGUCCUUCUCGCCAUCAUCACCCUCGCCUUUAGCCAAGACCGUGACCAUGCUCGCCAGAUCGUCUGCUCCGUCUUCAUCAUGGCCUGGGGAGCUCGCCUUUCCGCCUUCCUGCUGUUCCGCAUCCUGAAGACCGGCAAAGACGACCGCUUCGACGAUAAGCGCGACAAAUUUUUCCCCUUCUUGGGCUUCUGGAUUUUCCAGAUGCUCUGGGUCUGGUCCGUCUCCCUGCCCGUCACUCUUCUCAAUUCGCCCAACGUCACGCGCUUCCCCCAGCCCGAUUUCGGUACAGCUUGCGACAUUGCUGGCGUGAUUAUGUUUGCCAUCGGCUUCACCAUCGAAUCAAUCUCAGACGUUCAAAAGUACCGCUUUAAAGCACGUCACGGCCGUGAGCCCAUCUGCGACGUCGGCUUCUUCCGCUGGACCCGACAUCCCAACUACUUCGGCGAAAUCACCAUCCAGUUCUCCAUCUUCACCAUUGCCGUUGCUCCCGCCGCCUACGGUUAUGUACACGGCGGUGCCCGCCGUGCUCUCUAUGCCUCAAUCCUCGGGCCCGUCUUUUUGACUACCUUGUUGAUGUUCGUCUCCGGAUUGACGCUUCAGGAGCGCCCGGGUGCGAAGAAGCAUUAUGAGAAAGGCCAUCGUUGGGACGAGUACUCGCGCUAUUUGAACCGCACUAGCAUCCUGCUUCCCUUCCCCCCGACCCUGUAUGAGAGGAUGCCGACAUUUCUGAAGCGUACCGUUUUCUUGGAAUUCCCCAUAUACGUCUUCGACCCAGCUAAGCACUCGGAUGUCAAAAAUCCGGGCGGCGGUCAGGAGUCGGACGUCGAUGAGGUCGAUGAGGGAAGGACCACCAGGAGGAGUGAUGAAGAGGCAUUGCAUGGGAAUUGA
Messenger RNA from Lasiodiplodia theobromae, 1032 nucleotides. RefSeq names its product 3-oxo-5-alpha-steroid 4-dehydrogenase. The coding region runs from base 1 to 1032 and encodes 343 amino acids. Gene Ontology annotation, cellular component: membrane. The record is from RefSeq and is a predicted model, not a curated record. The transcript is spliced from 2 exons. Lineage: Eukaryota; Fungi; Ascomycota; Dothideomycetes; Botryosphaeriales; Botryosphaeriaceae.